UGAUUACAAGCUCCCGUGCCAACCAGACACACACACACACCCCUCACACACACAAUCAGCACCUGUAGGCGUGAAAUAUAUGCCCCGCCCCCCACCCGUACAGUAUACAGACACUAACAAAACACUCCGCCGACAAAAUGGACACUUCAUUAUCCCAGUCGAUGGAUUCUGUUAAUACCUCUCUAUCCGUGGCUGAGGAGGAGGUGCGAACCCUGUUUGUGAGUGGUCUACCCAUGGAUACCAAACCAAGGGAGCUGUAUCUUCUCUUCAGAUCAUACGAGGGAUAUGAGGGUUCCCUAUUAAAGGUGACCAGCAAGAACGGCAAGACCGCCAGUCCGGUCGGAUUCGUUACAUUCCACUCACGCGCAGGCGCAGAGGCCGCAAAACAGGAUCUUCAGCAAGGAGUGAGGUUUGACCCUGAUCUUCCUCAGACUAUACGGCUAGAGUUCGCCAAAUCGAACACCAAAGUUUCAAAACCAAAACCGGUUUUGACUCAGCAGACAAUCACCCAGCCCCCACUUGUGCACCCGCUCACUGGACAUGCAGAACUCCUUUGGACUGGUCUCUAUGGAGGAAAUGUAGAAAAAUACGAAGCCCUGAGUCCAGCCUUUAUCCACGGUGCGGAUCUAUGGCCCCACCACCUUAGCAUGAUUGGGGCGGAGCAACUUCAGCAGCUUCAGCAGCAGGCGCUUCUUCAUCCAGCCCUCCAGCAUCAGCUUCCGGUCAGAUCAUUCCUCUGAGAAGUUGGUCCAGAUGAUUGCUGAAAGGUUGGUGAUCGGAAACAAAAGAAAACGGUGCAGCAACCAAACCAAACCAAACCUGUUAAAACAUGGAAAUUUCAAUGGAAAUCCCCUUUUACAAAUCUCUGAACGCAAUAAGGCAGACUUUUUACUCGAUUCGCAAAUGCGCCGUUCCGUUCUAAAACUGACUCCGUCAAACCAAACCAAAUUUAAACCAAAGAUUUUUUAAUUGAAUCAAAACCCAGGAGCUUUUUAGCCAUUCAUUUUUGUAAUUGGAUCAUUCUCCCAAACAUUAUGUUGAUUUUUUUGAAAAAUUUGUUUAUCUCCUUUACUCUGAUAUUUUAGCUUAGUCUUAAUAUGUGAUAAUGCUUAAUUGUAGCGAUAUAUCUUGGCUAGGUUUCCGUGGAAUCGCCAUCAUGCGGUUUGCGCAUUUUUGCGAUUUCGCGGUUUAAUACCGAGCCCAUGCCCUGAAAGCCUUGAUAGGUAAUUGUAAAUCAAUAUUAUUCCGUCCACGAGCAUAGAGAGAAAUGAUGAUUAUAUACUUAAACCUGAACAAUUAUUCUUCUCUUCAUUUAUUCAUUGUAUAGACUUAGUGUUUAAAUAUUAGUUCAGCCGCCCUUAUUAUAUUUGGUGUCAGCUGUUCCUGUAGUCGCGCAUUUUGGUGAAACCGACGUUUUUGAUAAUUGCAUUUUUGUAAAAAUGUGACAUAUCUCAUUGGUUCUAGCCGCAUAUUUAUAGACAUAAUUAUUGAUAAAUUUUAUUAUUAUGAGCUUAAGACAUUAGAAUUUUCAAUUUCGACUCAUUUUGGGGUCAUUUCUCCCAUACAAAAAAACCCUAUACAUUCCAAUAGCAUUCCAGUGGCAACUGGGUGUUAAUUUUGACCCGCAAUUUGGUUAACGCUCAGUUGCUCGUAUGGGGAAAAUAGUUUAAUUUUCUUCUCUAUGUAAUUAAUCCUAGUCAACCUGUACGAUGUCUGUUCUUCAGUUGAAAUGAAAAAUUGUAAAAUUAAUUAUGAUUUAAUAUAAGAGAAAUGUUUCCCAUGCUUUAAUUAAAAUGUAUAGGGUCCAAUACUGAAAUAAACGAUGUAAAAGAA
Messenger RNA from Eurytemora carolleeae, 1833 nucleotides. Its product is annotated as protein couch potato. The transcript has 7 exons. Bases 138 to 740 code for a protein of 200 amino acids. Gene Ontology annotation, molecular function: mRNA binding. Lineage: Eukaryota; Metazoa; Arthropoda; Copepoda; Calanoida; Temoridae. The record is from RefSeq and is a predicted model, not a curated record.